AUGCGUCGAUGCUACGGACGAGGUGCGCCUCUGAGGGCAGCGCUGUAUGUUGCUUGCCUGAGUGCUUUCCUGUUCUUCGGAUAUGAUCAAGGUGUCCUAAGCGGUCUCUUACAGAACCCCUUCUUCCGUGACCAGUUCGGCAAUCCAAGCGAUGUUAUCACCGGCAUCACUGUCAGCUCCUACUGUCUCGGCGCCCUCGUCGGUUGCGGUAUCAAUUUCUGCAUCGGAGACUGGCUGGGUCGACGUCGUAUGAUCUGGCUAGCCAUGGUGCUGAUCAUCAUUGGCGCCGUUCUGCAGACAUCCGCUUUCACUCUGGCCCACCUGAUCGUUGGAAGGAUCAUCACUGGGUUUGGCACUGGAAUUGACUCGAGUACCGUGCCAAUGUAUCAGUCUGAGCUUUCCAGGAAGGAGAGUCGUGGUCGUUUGGUAUCGUGGGAGAUUUGGUUUAUCGGGGUUGGCAUCGUCUUGAGCUACUGGGUCGAUUAUGGAAUGUCUUAUGUCCAAAGCGAUGCAGCUUGGAGGGUGCCAAUCUCUCUUCAGCUGAUUUUCGCGAUCAUCGUUGUGUUCGUCCUAGCCAAGCGAGGUCGCGAACGAGAGGCUGCCGAAGUGAUUUGUGCUGUUUUCGACCUUGCACCAGACGACCCAUACGUCCAAGAAGAGAUGGCAGCUAUUCGAGCAGCCAUUUCCCUGGAGGUUCAGGAAGGCGCUCAGAAGUACAGCGCCGUAUUCAAGGACGACAUCCUCAAGACGCGUCGAAGAGUAUGUCUCGCUUGGUUCGGGUUGUUUAUGAAUCAGAUGGGUGGCAUCAACCUGGUCGUCUAUUACAUGCCAACCGUCCUCGUCCAAAAUGUCGGACUGUCCAGGAAUACAUCCCUCCUGAUCGCCGGCUUCGUGAACUUGAUGUUCAUCGUCGUCGCUGGACUCAGCUUCUGUAUGAUGAUGAUCACGAUCUUGCUGAGCAUAGGGAACGAGAACACCUCGUCCGCAGCCAUUGCGUUCUUUUUCCUAUACAUGCUCAUCUUCGGCGGUACUAUCAAUGUCGUUCCUUGGGUCUACGGGCCUGAGAUUCUGCCUCUCGAGGCCCGAACUCGUGGAACUGCUAUUUCCGUUUCAGCACACUGGCUGUGGAACUUCUUCAUCGUCAUGAUCACUCCUGUCCUGAUCAAUCGAAUUGACUGGCGAACAUAUAUCAUCUUCACUUGCACUAAUGCUGCCUUCUUCCCGGCGAUAUACUUCUUCUACCCUGAGACAAGUAACAUAUCUCUCGAGGACAUCGACAAAUUGUUCUUGCCGCCCGAAAUGCAAGACUAUGCAGAGAGGCACAACUCAGUUGGAGGCCCAACAGGGUCCGACUCAGGCAAGGCAGAAGUUGUGAACGAAGUCGAGAAGGUAGCCUAG
Molecule: messenger RNA, 1398 nt
Organism: Zasmidium cellare ATCC 36951
Lineage: Eukaryota; Fungi; Ascomycota; Dothideomycetes; Mycosphaerellales; Mycosphaerellaceae
Exons: 11
Coding region: 1-1398 (465 amino acids)
Biological process (GO): transmembrane transport; carbohydrate transport
Cellular component (GO): membrane
Molecular function (GO): carbohydrate:proton symporter activity
Source: RefSeq, a predicted model, not a curated record